Bactrocera neohumeralis is the source of this 1753-nucleotide messenger RNA. It is a transcript of the gene RhoGAP5A, whose product is annotated as N-chimaerin. Bases 105 to 1565 code for a protein of 486 amino acids. Lineage: Eukaryota; Metazoa; Arthropoda; Insecta; Diptera; Tephritidae. The transcript has 4 exons. Gene Ontology annotation, molecular function: GTPase activator activity. The record is from RefSeq and is a predicted model, not a curated record. Gene Ontology annotation, biological process: signal transduction; regulation of GTPase activity.
UGGAUGCAAUUUUCUAUGAAAGUUCAACGAACAGAUUAAUUUGCAAAAAAUGAUACAAACUUGUAGAAAAUAGUAAAAAUUGAACGGCGGAAAAUCGCAGCGCAAUGUCGCGACCUUCCACUAUAUCUGUGGAGCCCAGUUCACCAGUGCAGAAGGUAUGGAAACCAGAGUUGUAUAAAAUACAGCUGGAAGCGCCCACGCCCAAGCCUUUACACCGCACACGGCCCUUAACACUAAAUGUCAUCAAUAAUGAAGGCCAUUGUUAUGGUCCAGAGUACCACGGCGCAAUGGGACAUCUAGAAGCUGAACAACUUUUGUCCAAUAAAACAGAUGGCACUUACUUGUUGCGUCGUAGUCCCAAAGCAGAUGAUUAUUUUACUUUAAGCGUGCGUUUUAAUUAUCGUACCAAACAUUUUAAGAUUUAUUACAAACCUGGCAAAGGACACUACUUGCAAGAACAAUCUAAGCACUAUGAUACCAUACACGAUUUGGUUGCUGACGGCCUGGUUAAUUUUUACAUGCAAUUACAUGCUGCUCCCAUCAUACUACAAAUUAAUCAGCAAACGCGCAAUUGCUACCAACAGAGCCCAUACAUGACACUUAACCGACGUAAAUUGAGGGCAUUAUCCCAUGAGCUUGGCAAGUCAAUGGUGUCAGCGAAAGACAAUUGUGGUGUUAUAGAAAUUACUAACACGGAUGUCAAUGGUGAUUGCGAUAGUGUGAAAGCGCCGAUAAAUAAAGAAGUUACCAACAAAAUGAAGGACGCCAGUGAUACCGCCGACUUGAUACUACCACUUGUCUAUGAAAAGGCACAUAACUUUAAGGUGCAUAACUUUAAGGGUCUCAAUUGGUGUGAGUUUUGUGCGAAUUUUCUUUGGGGUUUCACUGCACAGGGAAUGAAGUGUGAAGCAUGCGGUUUCAUGGCGCAUUUCAAAUGUGCAGAGUUAGUGCCGGCCAAAUGUGUGCCGGAUAUGAAGCUCAUACGUGGUGUAUUUGGCACUGAUUUGACUACGGUGGUGCAGCUGUAUCAGAGCAGUGUACCAUUCGUUGUGAGACGUUGUGUGGAAGAGGUUGAGGCACGUGGUAUGUUGCAAGAGGGUAUAUAUCGUGUGUCGGGCUUUGCAGAUGAAAUAGACGCACUCAAAUUAGCGCUGGAUCGUGAUGGCGAAAAGACGGACAUGUCGGAGGGCGCUUAUGGCAAUGUAAAUGUGAUAGCUGGCACGUUGAAACUCUAUCUGCGUCUACUGCCUGUGCCGCUCAUCACUUUUCAGGCUUACCCGAGUUUUAUGCAAGCAGCAAGAAGCCCUAACGCUGCAGAGCAGAUAAGUAAUAUGACUGAGGCGGCUAAACGUUUACCGCCAGCGCAUUACAAUUGCCUCAAAUUUAUGGCGGAGCAUUUAAAAAGAGUGGCUUCCCAUUACGCGGCUAACAAAAUGAACGAGCAUAAUUUAGCCACUGUAUUUGCACCAACACUGAUAGCUACUCCACAGCAUUUGACCAAUUUAACGGAAGAGAUUUUUAUGUUAUCAACAUUAAUUGCAAAUUGCGCGGAUAUUUUCAUUUAGUCACAUAUUAUACACACUUUUAUGUCGAUUUAAUUGCAGAGGGCAUUAAAUUGAGGAAGCUGUGCAACUUUUAUCACACAGGUCUUAGGCAAUAUUUACGAAUUAUUAUUAAGUAACAUAGCUUGAGUAAAUGCCGUAGGCCACGAAUUUAAAUACAUUAAAAUUAGUUGAGGAAUAUUUAAAACAAA